AUGACCACAUUACCUCAUCGCAGCGAGCGCGCCCCUUAUUUUACCAUCCCGUUCGGCUCACCUGACCAACGAGAUUCGACCGAAAUCCGACCACUGACUGUCAGCCUGCCAGCCCAACGAGCACGAAAGUACACAUACCUUACCCAGCAGGGGUUGGAUGUGGCCAGCGUAGAUCGUGAUGCAAUACUUGGUGCUGUUCAUAGGGAGACGGACCGCCGAGCGACAAUGUCGCAUUGCAACGCUUCGCAAACGUAUGCCGUGACAUCACUCGUGGGAGCGGAACGUUCGGUCUUCAACCUCAGGCCGCCAGCUGGUCCCGCUGAAGAUCUCAGGCCGUUGAACGGGUUCAUUGCUUACCUACCCAUUACGCGUAAUAAAGGACUCGUGCUCGCGUCUUAUCAAAUCGGGCGACUCCAUCCGAACCCAAGUUCCCAAGCGUCGUCAAUCAAGACUCGGCAAAGCGGCUGUGCUUGCGAGAAUCGCGAGUCCAUGGGAGCUUCUACCUGUACUUCGUCUGCUCUCUCGAAUGACUCUCAGUAUGAGUGGGCUAUGCGUUUCUCAUCCGCAAGCAACCUCUCGAGCCUCUUAACCACAGCUACAUCGAACAAGAUCGCAUACUCCAUACGUCGUACGCCUCACGCCUUGGACUUGUUCAAACCCGGGGCGAAGCGGACCAACUUGAAGGCCAUCUUACCCGACACCCCAGAGAUCGUCGCCAUCAAAAGCCUUGGCUUGUCCCUAUAUGUUGCCUAA
Molecule: messenger RNA, 753 nt
Organism: Sodiomyces alkalinus F11
Lineage: Eukaryota; Fungi; Ascomycota; Sordariomycetes; Glomerellales; Plectosphaerellaceae
Exons: 7
Coding region: 1-753 (250 amino acids)
Source: RefSeq, a predicted model, not a curated record